AUGGCUUCGCGUGUCACCGUAUUUGGCUCCGCCUCUGCCUCCUCCCCCCACUGGCGCGACAUCGCGCACCGCCACCCAGCCUUGCUCCGUACCCCGUACGGUAUCCCUCCACGCCAUCCCCGGGCUUUCUGCUCGAAAUCCGAAACCGGCCUCUUCCUAUCAGGUACGAGACCCUUUGCCGCCCACCUCCCUCUCCACUCUCGCUCCACAUUCUCGAGCACCGUCGUAGCUGCUCCGCAUCCCAACUCGGAUCUCGCGUGGGGCACAUGUCCGCAAUGCCACCGGAGGCUUUCUGCCGUCCUUGAAGCUGUUGCUGCUGGUCCUGGCACAGGCCAAGGCAUCGACUCGUACUAG
Geosmithia morbida is the source of this 354-nucleotide messenger RNA. RefSeq lists its product as uncharacterized. The transcript is spliced from 3 exons. The coding region runs from base 1 to 354 and encodes 117 amino acids. The record is from RefSeq and is a predicted model, not a curated record. Lineage: Eukaryota; Fungi; Ascomycota; Sordariomycetes; Hypocreales; Bionectriaceae.